Messenger RNA from Paramecium tetraurelia, 7212 nucleotides. RefSeq lists its product as uncharacterized. The record is from RefSeq and is a predicted model, not a curated record. The transcript has 5 exons. NCBI's taxonomy places the organism in Eukaryota, Ciliophora, Oligohymenophorea, Peniculida, Parameciidae.
AUGUUUCAUUUAGUAUUUUUCCUUACGAUUUGCACAUAUGUCUAUGCUUAAACCAAAUUCUUAUUGCAAGGUCCUCUGCCUCUCAAUAUUGAUUGCAAAAUCUAAAGUCCAAUUGAGAAUGGGUUUAUCGGAAAUCAAUACUUUUAUAAUUCUCUAUCUUAAAAUGGAACCUUAUUAAAUUUGGAUAAGAUCACAUUUAGUUUAUGGAUGCAAGUUCAUUCAGAUCCAUAGUUGAAAGAAAAAUAAUUAAUAUUUGCUUUUUAUGACGGCAAUCAGACAGCUACUAUAAAUGUGAUGCUGUACUAUCAAACAGAAAAAGAUGGCACUUAUUUGUAUUUCAUAAACGAGAAAUUUUCAUAGUAAAUAAUAAAGCUAAAAAUAACUAUAAUCAAUAAAGUAUGGAAUUUUUUAUUUAUUUCAAUUGAUUAAAGCACUGAUAAUUGUUUUAUUAAUCUUAAAUUUUUUUCAAUCGGAGAUACUUCCAAUAAUCCUUAAUUUUUUCAAGCAAUUGAGACUUUAGUAAGCCAAAAAUUGCCAUAUAUUUUUAAUGAACGCUCAAGAAUAACAAAUGAGAUGUUUAAUGGAUUUUCUUCAAGAGAUCAAAAAGCUUGCAUAAAUAUAGCCAAUUUUUAUUAUAUCAAUGGGUGGAUUAGUAUGGACAAAGAGUUUUAUGUUGAUUACGAUUCAGAACUUAAAUUUCAAUUAAAGCCUUUUGCAAGUGAUGGAAUAGUUGUAAGUAAUACUUAUACUGAUAUUAUCUUGAGAAAAUUUACAAUCCCAAUUGAAUAUACUGGAAGUAUAGGGAUGAACUUUUAUAAAAAUACACAAAUAGUGUAUAAUUUUUUUGAAUAAUUGCCCUCAGUAACAAUAAUGUUUUGGGUAAAACCUUAAUCUCUUGUAUCUUCAUUUUAAUUUUUAUCAUUUACAGAUGAUGUAUUAUAAGAAACAAGCAUAGGUUUCGGAGUAAAUAAGCUUUACAAUUUAUUAUUUUAUUAAGGUUUCUCCAAAACACCAGUCUGUUCUUUGAGUUCGAAUGUAUGGAACCAUGUCACCGUUGGUAUUUUAGAUAUAAGUAUUAAUGAUGAUUUUAAGCCAUUAAAUUAAAGGAAAUUAUUGAGAAUCUUUAUUGGCAAUGUAGAACGAAACUUAACUAUAAUUACAAACGUUAAGCCUUAUUAAAAAUUAGUGUUAGGACCAGUAUUUAUGGAUGAUUAGGGGUCAGAAAUUGUUGAAAUUUAAGAUAUCAAAAUUUUUAAAGGAUUUGGAAUUAGAUAAACUUAUAAUUAAGAUUGUUAAAUAUUUGUUGGCAGCUAUUGUGCAUUUUGUAAACCCAGCACUCAUUUCUGUAAAGAAUAAGAUCCUAAUGACGAUUCAAAAUUUUAUAUAUGUCCAGCUGGAUAUAAAUAUGAAAAUUACCUAUGCAAAAAAAUAAUGAUUCCAAACUGUCUCAGGAUGUCAUCAUCAUCACCUUCAUGUGAAAUUUGUGAUUAGAAUUAUAACUUAAUUAGCGGUUUAUGCUAAUUAAAAAACUUAGCGGCAUCUUCCCCAUUCACUUGUAGUGAUACAAAUGCACAACUUUGCUCAUUCAACAUUACUUAAGAUGUAAUUCUAUAAUCUUCAAAUACUAAGCAAGUAAGUAAAUUAUGCAGCAAUAAUAAAUACUCCAAUGCUCAAUCAACAUGCGCUUUAAUAACAGUACCCAAUUGCGAUAAAGCUCAAUAUCAAAGUGGUUGUAGUUAAUGCAGCCCUUCCUAUAUAAUGACAGAUAAAAAAACUUGCGCAACUUCUUGUCUAAAUGCCUUAAGAUUUAUUGGAUAAAGCAAUAUCUGUGUAGGUAAGUGUGAUAGAUACCUCUUUAAAGCUGUUUGUUAAGGUCUGAAAUAUAAAAGCAUAUAAUAUAACUGUAGUCUUUAAAAGAAUUGUACAACUGCUGAAAUGGAUAUUGGUUAUUAUUGUUUGCCAAUAGAAUUCAGUGUUCCUGGUAAAACUCAAAAUUGCUUAAAAUUAACAGCAAAUUGCAAUUCAAUCUGCAAACAUUGUUUUGGAACUGAUAUAACUCAUUGUUUGGCAUGUUAUUCAGAUAUGUAUUAUAACCCUUAUAUGACAACUUGCAUGCCUAACUGCAAUAACGCAGCCAAAGGUAAUAUAUUUUUAUUUAAUAACAAAAUUAAAUGGUUGUGUGAAAAAGAAUGCCCAACUAACUUAUAUACAUAGAAUUCUGAUUGCGUUCAGAUAUGUAGUGCCGGAUAUAAAUUAUAUGAUAGAAAAUGUAUUCUAACAACUUAAAAUGCUACAUAUGGAGUAUUAUAAGAUUUCCCUAACAAUGCACCACCCACUUAAAUGGUCGUACUUAAGUAUUGUCCUUAAUUUUGUAAAUAAUGUACAAGUGAAGCUGUAUGCACUAGUUGUUUAAAUCAAUAUCCAAUGGAUUAAAAUAUGUGUGUUGAGUCAUGCCACCCUCAAUACUUAGAAGUAAUAGAUAACAUUGGUUCGUGUAGAAUGUCUUGUGACCCUCAUGAUUUGAUUUAUGAUAAUGAAGACAUUAAUGGAUAUAAGAUUAAAUAAUGCUUUAAGAUAAAAUGCGGAUCUAUAAGAGUCAAUAAAGAUUAUUAAACUUUUCUUCAUUAAUCUGACUCUCAUCGAUGUAUGUAUCCCUGUGACGACGGAUAUUAUGGUAAUACUUUACUUUUAUAAUGCUUACCUUGUAAUCCUAUUUGUGCUACUUGCUCAUAGAGUGCAAUCUACUGCACUUCUUGCCCAUACUUUAAGUUUUUAGAUUAAUCUGGCUGUUACGAUUCUUGUUAAGGUAAGUAUCAAAAUUAUUUGAACUCAAAAUGUGAAGGAUCAUGUUCAUUAGGAUUUUAGGUAAUGGACGUGGCUAAAAGUAUAUUUGCAUGUGUUGAAUAUUGUGGAGCUAACUAUCCGACUUAUUUAUAUUCUUGGAAUAAUAGAUGUUAUGAAGAAGCACCAACGAUAGGAGCUUAUUGUGUAGACAAGAAUUGUUAUAAUUGUAAUUAUAAGUGUAAAACCUGUUUUGGUCCUGACUAAAAUCAAUGUUUAAGUUGUAAGGCUAAAUCAUAUUUACUUAACAAUGAGUGUGUGAAACAGUGUUAUCCACUAUAUAAUGAUAAUAUAAAAUGGGAAUGUGUUGAUAAAUGUACUGAUUCCAUUUAAACUUAUGGUCCACAAGUUGUUAAUGGUUCGACAUAAACAGUUACAUAUUGUUCAGUAACUUGCUUGUUUAAUCAGUAUCAAUUCAAAGAAAAAUGCUAUAAUUCUAAACCUGCAGAAACCUAUUGCUUAUAGAGAACCAAUUAUUUAUUUUGUGAUAGCUGUGCCUCAGUUUGCAAAGAAUGCCAAAAUGCUUACUCUACAUCCUGUUCAAGAUGUGCCCCUGGUGCUUAUAUCUAUGGAACUACCUGUUAUACAGAUUGUCCGGACAAUGCACCUUAUAAGGAUACAGGCAGACUUUAAUGCGUGACGAAUUGUGAUUACUAUGCUGAAAAUGGAAUUUGCGUUUAUUCCUGCUCCUCUUCCUAUUACUAAUAUCCAGAAAUGAGAACAUGUUACCAAAUGGGCUGUCCUAUGGGUACUUAUAAUAUUAAACCUUAUAAAAUUUGCUAUAAAUGUUACACUGGAUGUGCCACUUGCACUAGUGGAUAUUAAAAUGGAUGUUUGACUUGCUAAGUUGGAUACUUUAUGAAUGGAGGGACAACUUGUAUCAAUAAAUGCAUUGUUGAACCUGAUUUAGUUUAAGAUUGGGUUAAUAGCAAAUGUGUUUAAUAAUGUCCUUUUGGAACUUUCAUAAGAACAUUAGAUAAUGGAGCACUUGCUUGUACUGAAGAUUGUCCCAAAUAUUAUUAUUCAAACAUAUGCGUUUCUGAAUGUCCUAGCUAAACCUAUUUAGAUAAAAAGAUUUGCAAAAGUUGUGCUGGUCCUUGUUCAGAAUGUUUUGGUGUUAAAGUAUUUGAGUGCACUAAAUGUGAUAUUGGUUAUUAUAGAGAUGAAACAACAUGCUAUGCUGUUUGCCCUGACCCAAAGCCUUAUGCAAAUUUAGCUGACUCAACAUGUGUGACUACUUGUCCUGACUACUUAUAUUUGAAAAAAAAAUAUUGCUUUAGUCCUUGUCCUGGAUUUUUAUACUAAUAUGAAUUAAAUGGUAAGAAAGAAUGUGUAGAUUAAUGCUAUUCAAAUUCAUACUUAUGGCUUGGGAAAUGCUAUUAAUGCGAUCCCAUUUGUAAGGAGUGUUUUGGGCCUAAUAAUGGUAAUUGUCUUGAAUGUCAACUUCCUUAUUUUUUGGAUGAAUAGACUUGUGGGAACACUUGUCCUCAGUUUUAUGAUUUAACUGAUCAUGUCUGCAAGGAUGCAUGUCCUGUUAAUUUAGUAAUCUAAGGAAUGAAUUGUUAAAAUGAAUGUGAUUUAGGAUAUUUAGUGUAUAAUUAAGUUUGUGUAAAUACUUGUCCAAAUUUUGCAUAUCAAGUAGGUGAUCACUGUUAUGAUUGUAAUUUAUAUUGUAGCACUUGUUUUGGACCAACAGCUGAUGAAUGUUACUCUUGCAUAGAUAAUUACUUUUUAUAUUAACAGAGUUGUAAAUCAGUGUGCCCUCAUUUUUAUAAUAAAGAAAAUAAAACUUGUAUGGAAAAUUGUAGUAAUAUGUAUGAAAUAGCAGAAAAAAAAGAAUGCGUUACAACAUGUCCAUCAUAAUAUAUCCUCUGUGAAUCUAAGUGUAUUUUAGUUCUAGAAGAUGGAUAUUAUUUAAACGGUAAUCAAUGUGUAAAAUGUGAUCCUAAAUGUUCCAAAUGCACCUCAGCAACAGUUUGCUAAGCUUGCGCCAAAAAUUUUUAUCUAGAAGUAACUUCAUGUGUCAAUUUUUGCUCAAAUGAAUAUUUGUUCAUGGAUCCCAUUUCAAGUUCAUGUGUCACUAAAUGUCCUUCUACUUUAUACCAUUUAGAAUCGUUUGGUAAAAGGUUCUGUGUUUCAGAUUGCCCUUAUAAACUUUAUGAUCAAUGUGUAUCAGCUUGCCCAAGUGGAAUGUAUCCAAAAGAUACUAUUUGUACUUAAUGUCCAAAAUAUUGUAAUGAAUGUGAGUCAGCUACAAAAUGCUCAUCCUGUUUAUUUGGCUAUUAUUUAUAAGAUGAACAAUGCUAACUAAGUUGCACAAUUGGAAAGACUGAUAGAAAGAAUAUUAAAUGUGUUGAUGAAUGUGACCCUACUUUAUUUGAAUACUAAAAUGAAUGCUUAGAAAAUUGUCCUACUGAUCCAAUUGUCUAUAAGAAUAAAUAAAUCUGUGCUCUUAGUUGUCCAAUAGCCACAUAUUAAGAUGCAUAAGAGUGUCGAGAUUGUGAUUCAUCAUGUACAUCAUGUAUUGGCCCUUCAUAUUAAGAUUGCAUCACUUGUUCAAAUGGAUAUUAUCUAGAUAAUCAAAUUUGCACUUAAACAUGCUCAAAUUUAUAUGAUGAAGUUAACAAAUAAUGUGUACUUACUUGUCCUACUAAUCUCUACUUAGAUCUUGAUAAAUGUGUUGCAAUUUGUAGUAUAUAUGAGUACAAUAGCGUAUGUGUUAGUACCUGUCCACCAUUAACGUACUUUUUGAAUAAAAAAUGCCAUGAUUGUUCAGAAAACUGUUAGGAAUGUAAUUCUAUUGGUUGUAUCAAAUGUGCUGUUGGCACCUAUUUAGAUGAUGGAUUAUGUAAUAAUUAUUGCCCAUAUUAUUACAAUGAUGUUAAUAAUGAAUGUGCUUAAUUAUGUCCUAAAGAUACAUAUCUAUAUAUUGACCAUUGUUAUUCUCAAUGUCCAUUGAGUACUUUUUAGUAUAAGAAAGAUUGUCUUUUAGCUUGUCCAUCUUUAACAGUCUUAUAGAAUACUUAAUGUGUAUAAUGUCCUGAAAGAUGUUUGACUUGUAAGAAUGAAUAUGAAUGCUCUAAAUGUGAAAGUCCAUACUUUUUAUUUAAUGGCUCUUGUGUUAUACAUUGUCCAUUAUAACUACCAUUUGAAGAUAUUACUAAUGGCUAGUGCGUGUCUGUUUGUCCACCAGAAGCUUAUGAGAGAGGAUAUGAAUGUAUAAAAGAAUGUAAUUUAAUCAUAUACUAAAAAUAAUGUCUUUAAGCAUGUCCUACUGGAUAUUAUGGUAAUGAUUAUUGUAAGCCUUGUCGAUUAGAAUGUAAAGCAUGUUCAACUUUUGAGGUUUGCACUGAAUGUAAUGAUAACUUUUUCCUUGAAUACAAUUAAUGUGAUACAUAAUGUACAAAAAUUAAGGAUUUAAAAUCCAAAUCAUGUGUUGAUACAUGUAACUCAUUACUAUAUAAAAAUGUUUGUUAUCAAACUUGUCCUUAAAAUACUUACGAAAAUACGAAUGAAUGUGUUUUAAGUUGUAAUGAUGGCUAUUAUGGUUCUUAAGACUUUAAAUGUAUAAAGUGUCCUUAAUAAUGUGGAACUUGUACUAGUGUUUUAUAAUGUACUAAAUGCAAUAUUGGAUAUUUUCUUUACAAUAAGUAAUGUUUGGACUAAUGCCCAGGAUCAUUUUUUUCUAACCCUAUACUUAAUGAAUGCUCAAAUAAAUGUCCUUUAACUACAUUUAUAUUUUAAAAUUCAUGUCUUUUUGAAUGUCCAUCUGAAUAUUUAAAUGAUAUGGAAAAUUAUAAAUGUGUGAAUAGUUGUGGAUCUUAAUAAUAUUUAAGUAAAAAGAACUGUUUAAGUUGUGCAAUAGAAUGUGAUUCAUGUACUGGAAGAGGAAAUAAUAAUUGUAUCAAAUGUGCAAGCGGAUUUACAUUAACUGAAGAUGGAAUUUGCUUAGGCAGUUGUAAAGAUGGAUAUUAUAAGUCAGAUAAUUCAUGUCAACAAUGUUUACAUAAAUGCUAAACAUGUGAAAAUGGAACUGAUUGUAAAAAAUGUAGAGGUACUAAUCGAAACCUUGAAGAUUGUUCUUGUUAAAAAGGAUAUUAUGAUGAUGAAUAUUAGGAUGAUUGUAAAAGAUGUCCUUGUGAUGAAUGUACUGCUGCUGAUAAUUGUCUUAUAUGUAAAAACAAUUUAUAAGUUCCAAAAUGUUCUUGUGAUAGAGUACUCAAUCAAGAUUGGUGUAUAACAUGUCAAGUAGCAAAAGUCAAUAUUUAUUACACUGAUGAUCUUAAUGAAAUAAUUGUUCAUUUUGGUUAUUUGAUUUCCGUUGAUUUAAUCAAUCCAUUUUAACCCUUCAAAUUGUUCAUUGUGGUUUGA